Messenger RNA from Lepisosteus oculatus (spotted gar), 3763 nucleotides. Lineage: Eukaryota; Metazoa; Chordata; Actinopteri; Semionotiformes; Lepisosteidae. The record is from RefSeq and is a predicted model, not a curated record.
AUGGGGAUUGAGGUGUGUGUGUCCAGAAGACACGGUCACCUGACUGCUCUUUGUCCCACCAGUGCCCAUGGCUGCCCCCCUGAAUUUGACCGUCCAGCUGACAGAGCAGCAGCUGUCCUUCCGCUGGGAGGCCCUGGAGGAGGAACAGCUCAAUGGUGUGCUGUGGGGCUACAGAGUGCAGUGGGAGCUGGGGGGGAAGAGUCAGGAAUUGCAGUUCAGGGAGAAUAAAGCCAACCUGUCCAGCGAGGGCCAGUUCUUCAAUGCUUCUUUCCGGGUCUCUGCCUGCACUGCAGUGGGCUGUGGACCCUGGAGCCCACCUGUCAUGGUGCUGCCAGCCCAGGCUCCCAGGCCGCGAGCCCAGCGUGGGCACGGCUGGGUGGCGCUGCUGGUGGCCGUCCUCACCGCGGUCAUGCUGGGGCUGCUGAUCGCCAUGCUGAUCCGCCGCAGGGAGAAGGAAACGCAGUUCGGGGCAGUGUUUGAUGAUGUAUCUCACAGGGCCGAGCCGACAGUGUCCUUCACAGCUGCCAGGUCCUUCAACAGACAGGGCCCUGAGAUCACUGAAUCCACUUUGGACUGUCUGGGUAUCAGCGACGAGCUGAAAACCAAGCUAGAGGACGUCCUGAUUGCACAGCGGUUACUGACUCUGGGACACAUGCUGGGAAAAGGUGAGUUUGGCUCUGUGAGAGAAGCCCACAUGAAGAUGGAGGAUGGCUCAGUCCAGAAGGUGGCAGUAAAAGUGCUCAAAAGUGACAUCAGUUCCUCCUGUGAUGUAGAGCAGUGUCUGCGUGAGGCAGCAUACAUGAAGGAGUUCCACCACCCCAAUGUCAUUCAGCUCAUUGGAGUGAGUCUGCAGAGACGCCCCCAGCAGCGCCUGCCUGUUCCAAUGGUGAUCCUGCCCUUCAUGAAACACGGAGACCUGCACACCUUCCUGCUAAUGUCACGCAUGGGGGGCCAGCCCUUCGCUCUGUCUCUGCAGACGCUGGUACAGUUCAUGCUGGACAUUGCCCGUGGGAUGGAGUACUUAAGCAGCAAGAACUUCAUUCACAGGGACCUGGCUGCGCGCAACUGCAUGCUGAAUGAAGACAUGACGGUGUGCGUGGCGGACUUCGGCCUGUCCAAGAAGAUCUACAGCGGGGAUUACUACCGCCAGGGCUCGGCCUCCAAGCUGCCAGUGAAGUGGAUUGCUCUGGAGAGCCUGGCAGACAACAUCUACACCACCCAGAGUGACGUGUGGGCAUUUGGGGUGACCAUGUGGGAGAUCAUGACCCGUGGGCAGACCCCCUACCCUGGAGUGGAGAACUCGGAGAUCUAUGAAUACCUCAUCAAGGGUGGCCGCCUCAAACAGCCGCCAGGCUGCCUAGAUGACAUCUAUAACAUCAUGUACAGCUGCUGGAGUCCCAACCCGAAGGGCCGGCCCGCGUUCCAGCAGCUCAUCGAGCAGCUAGAGGGGGUGGGGGCUGGGCUGCCCCUGGGGCGCGGGGAGGAGGAGCUGCUGUACGUCAACCUGGCAGAGGGCGGAGAGCAGGAGGGCCAGGCCGGAGCCGCACCCUGGCAGCGCGGGGAGGAGGACUGGCCCCUGAUGCCCGCGGGUGCCGCAGGAGCCACUGGGGGAGACUACCGUUACAUUAUAGGACCCCGAAACACCACGGAGGACUACAGCCGAGUGGGCCCAAGCGGACCGCCUCCACAACAGGAGGAGGAAGAAGAAGACGCCGUCGUCGAUGUGUAGAGCUGCUUCUCCUUCCUCCUGGUAACCGUGCGGCCCCGGGAGGAGUUCUGUUCGGAAUGAGGGGCCCCUCUCCCUGGGGGCCACGCUAGCACAGGCCUUAUCGCUGCAGGCGAGCUGGACCGGGUGACCGCGCAAGCGAGUACGUCUGUCCGUAGACACAAAGCCCACCCGUAAGCCCUCCCCUCAGCGGCGGUCCUUUUCCCUGGAACAGCGCGAAAACUGCAAUCCAAAACGCUGCGUUUUCCCGCUUUGUUCUCGUUUCCACGGUGUCUGAGAUAAUUGGUUUUCGAGAGCCUACAGGUAAGUGUUUCCACAAUUUUGGUAGGUUUUUUUUCUGUCACGUGACAUCCUUUUAAAAUUCCCUCUGGCUGAUUUGGUUUCCCAGUUAACAACGCUAAAAUGCCACUAAUUAUGAAACAUGACCCAAGCUACUUUGAAUUACAGCCUCUGAGUGAUUAACCUCUUCAACUCCUCAAACGGUGUUUAAAGGUGAAAGUAGUACCAGAGCGCAUGUAAAUUACACUAUAGUCCUGCAGUUUACUGACAAGUACCUAUUGUGUCUGGUGUUAAACUACAGUAAAUCAUAUUCAUUCCAACAGCACAGAUAUAUAUAUAUAACAUAUGUGCAUUCUAUAUACUGUGUAUAUAGAACAUAUAAUACAUACCUGUAUAACAGGCAUGUAAAUGUGCAACAAUUGCAAUCAUGGCAUUUUAGAUAAUUGUACAAAAAAAAGAAAAAAACACCCUUAUCUCAAAGGGUAGUGAAUAUGUUUUGCUGAUGCAAUGACUGUGAAUCGCAUUUUAUAGGGAGGUAUAUUGCAAAAUAACCACCAAUGUUACAUUACAGAUUGUCUUUCAAUGGAUGUCUAAUGUGCAGCUUUAGGCAUAUUCGAUUUUACAUUGAAGUCAAAUGGGUUUAGUAAAAUAAAAUACUGGAAAUAAUUUUAAGCCUUACUUUACAUAAUGAGGUAAAACAUGGUUUUGAUUUGUGUAUGUAUUUGCAAUGUUGUCAAUAUGCUCCGAGUACAACAUGCAGGGAUUUCAAUAAUGCACUGACAUACAAAUCUCUUUUACACCAGAAGCUUGGAUACUGGGAAUUACCGAAUGAGUGUUUUUGUCUUAAAAUGCUGAGUUUUCCCCAUUGUACAGCAAUAAUCAUCGUCUUGCACUUGCUGGUGAUCGUUAUAUUUUGCUGGAUAUGCCUUGCACCUUUUCAAAUUUCAAAUUACAUUUUUCCAAUUUCAGGGAGCAACACAGAUUGUUUAAAAAAAGUUUAAAAACAUGGGUCUGUAACAAACUCUGGUCUUGGUGAACUCCAGUCCUGUAGGCUUUGCAGUUUAUAAAGAAACAGAGCAAUUUCAUUGUGGUUUAAUUAAGCAGGUGAUAGUUUCAGUAUUUUAGAGAUCAUACUCUGUAUUUCUUCAGCCUUCAAAGACCAGAGCUCUCUUAAUUGAACAAUUAGUACAUUAAUUCAGUGUUAACAUACAAAUAUAGCUUAUUGGUGACCCUAGCUGGACUAGAGCUUUCCAGACACCUGGAAACUAAGUAGUGCUGACUGAGACUGAAUACAUUAGCACAGAUAACACAAUUUCACAAUUAUCAAGAUUUUACUGUACCUGUCCCCCUAGUUUUUAUUCGUACAGCUCACCUUACACCUGAAGCACCCACAGCUUAUACUGGACUAAGAGGAAUGAGGGCAGAGUUGUGUAGACAAGGACAGAAAACUGUUUACCACUGCUAGAGCCUGCUGAUGCGUGUGCACUUUACUAUUCAGAACAGAUCACUCAGGAGUUCUCAUAAAAACAUCAAGGGGCACAGCUACCCCAGGACUCUUAUGGGUACAUUCCAUAUGUGGGUUAUCAAGGGAUAUUAAAAGUAAUGUUUUGUUAAAGAGAUUUUUUGAUAACUCUUGCUCUGUUGUCAGUUUUCACAACUGUGUGUAAAUAUGCUGUCAUUACUUAAAGAUUUUAAUACUUCCUUAAAUAACUGUUACAUGUGUAAAAGUUGAGAUAUUAAAAAAACACAUGAAAAAGA